GGACUUGACGAGGUGAUGGCCUUAGGUCCGAACUCAGCCCUGGAGGUCACAAGGUCAGCAAGCACAGUCCAGGGCACACGACUGCUUCGUCUGCAAGAGACCUUCAAAGGCAAGCCUGUUAACGACGCCGUCCUAACGGUGGAAACGGACAGCACAGGGCAACAUGUGUAUGACGCCAGUGGUGCUGUGUAUCAGGGUAUAGAGGACGACACGGACGGCACUGGAAACAUCGACAGUCAGACCGCAUUAGACAUCUGUGUUACCUUGAAUGGAGACGAUGCCAUUACAGAUGACAUCACCAGUGUCAAGAGUGAGCCGGAAAUAUUCUUAGACAAAGAAGACCGAGCAUACCCGGGGUAUUUAGUUCAGUACCUCGUCAUCCAAGAGUCCCAAGAGCGCAGGCCCACGUGUCUCGUUGACGCACGGGAUGGGAGGGUCACCAUGACCUGGGACGCCCUCGACACUUGCAGUCAGUGCGAUGUCAAAGGCACGGGAGGGAAUCGAAAGAUCGGCAAGAUCCACUACGGGGAACUUCACAAAUGCCUGGAUGUCACACGUGUCAAUGACACGUGCUAUACAGAAAACAAAUACGUUAAAGUCAUUGAUAACAAAGGAUUGCUUCUUUACAGCACAAGUGCAUUGAACAACUUUAGUGAUGCCGCUUCUUACAACUGCGAGGAAGCCACAGACCAAAUCAACGGCGCGUACUCACCCAUCCUGGAUGCUCUGUUUUACGGAACGACUGUUGCGAGAAUGUUUGAGGACUGGUACAACACUACCCCGCUAGAUGGACAGAUAAUAAUCAGGGUACAUGUAGGUGUGAAUUUAUCUGAUGCAUAUUGGAAUGGCCGUGAAUGUAUGCUUGGUGACGGCGGUGAAAUAUAUCAUCCUUUGGUUACUUUAGAUGUUACAGGACAUGAAAUAGCACACGGAGUUACAGAACAAUCGUCCUAUCUCUAUUAUUUUAACCAAUGGGGGGCUAUCAAUGAGGCGUUUUCAGACAUUACUGCAGAAACGUCUGAAGCUUAUCUGUGGAAGGCAGACUGGGUCAUAGGUUUCGACUUCGCUAAAAAAGGGCAACCUCCACGUCGCUAUCUCGGAAACCCCUUCGGCUGACAACAAGUCUAUAUCCCACGUUGAUAACUUCACCGACGAUCUCGAUGUACACUAUGGCAGCGGUGUGUACAACCGGGUUUUCUAUCUUCUUGUCCACGAAUACGAGCAGUCCAUCAAAGAAAUCUACCGAGUCUUUCUGCACGCCAACCGAAUGUACUGGCAUCACAUGUCUGACUACCACAGCGCUGCCUGUGACGUCAUGAAGGCGGCCUACGAUCUGGGUCAAGAUGGCGCUCUCUUCCGCCGGGCUUUCAAAGACGUUGGAAUAGACGUCUGUGACAUACAAAACCAUGUUGUGGGACUUCGGGAUGAUAAGGUUUACGAUAACAUCACAGUGUCCAGUGAAGUGUCCCCUGUAUUCCUCUACACGCUCUCUACUAAAGAGCCGUUGAAAUUAAGCGGCGUAAGUGUCAGCGCCAACAGCUCCACUGAUGACGUGCACAUCGUCCUCACUGACCAAGGCUGGGAUGUCGACGAGAAAGAGAGGGAAAUAUUUGCCGAGGGUGACAACCUCGUCAAAGCUGAAAUCGAAAGGAACGCAACUGCCAGCAUUAUCUACAUUAGGUUAUCGAGUGAAUCAACAAAACCUCUAACUGAUGUCACACUACUGGUGUCCGCAUUCAUACUCUAGUCUCGUCACAAAGGUGAGUCUGUCCAAUUCAUACUGCAACAAACAAAAUAAGAAUGUGUAGAUAUAGAUAAAUAUGGCCUUAAUGUGUACUAUGACACAACAUAAAAAUAAAUUUUUUGAAAGAUGUAUUAAAUGCUUAUAAGGAAUUCUAUUAUUAUGUCAAGCCAGAGACAUCAGAGGAGGUGAUGGCAGAACCAAUACACUUAAAUAGUAGAUUUCAGCUUGGCAAGAAGGCCAUUUUCUUCAAAAACUGUGUUAAUAAGGGGUUAUAUAGAAUUCAACAUUUUUAUAAUGAAUCUGGAGUAUUUUUGUCCCUGUGUGAAAUUAAUGCCAAGUAUGGAAAAUUAAUAGAUAUAGUUACAUACAUGGGCUGUGCAAAAAUAAUUUAAAAAUUUGUUCAUUCAAUGGGCAUUACAGUUAGGAACAACACUGCACAAGAAACAUCAAAAACUAUUGAACUAAUUAAUUCUAUAAAGAAAGGUUCCAAAUAUUAUUACGAAAUAUUGACCGAAAAUACAAUCAGGCCCAAAUGUUGUCAAAAGUGGGAAAAUAAAAUAGGGGCCCAAUUACCCUGGAAAAUAAUAUUUUCCAAGGUUCAAGGAAUAAAAGAUAUUAAACUGAGAUGGUUUCAGUGCAGCAUUAUCCACAGAAUUCUAGGUACAAACUCCCUGGCAGAAUAUAUGGGGAUAGAAGUUAAUAAAUGUACUUCUGUGGUAACGAAAGGGAGACAAUUGAACAUCUAUUUUAAAGCUGUAAGGAAACCAAACUAUUUUGGACAAGCCUAGGAAA
Molecule: messenger RNA, 2536 nt
Organism: Pomacea canaliculata
Lineage: Eukaryota; Metazoa; Mollusca; Gastropoda; Architaenioglossa; Ampullariidae
Product: neutral protease-like
Exons: 3
Coding region: 16-1116 (366 amino acids)
Biological process (GO): proteolysis
Molecular function (GO): metalloendopeptidase activity
Source: RefSeq, a predicted model, not a curated record